AAGCCUAAGGUUACUAUACCACCUUUUCCCCCUCCUCUCCAAGUACCACCUCCGAAUAUUAUUUUGCAGUAUAAUAAAUCUACUACACCUGUAGAUCCACUUCCACAGACUACAGCUGUUAACAAUUUAAGUCCCAGUAGUCCAGUCAACAGAGUACCAAUUGUAACCAGCACAUCUCCUGAAGUAAGUUUUCAGCGACCUAGAGGACCUCCGAUCAGAAUUCCCUUAUUGCCAACCCCAGAUGAUCUCAGGAAAGCUGAAAGUAAUACAAGGAAAAGCCCCUUAUUACCAAUUCCACCUCUUGAUCCUAGAAGAACUGAAAAUAAUACUCCAUGCAGCUCUGCUGAUUAUUUGCAUAAAAAUGGAGCCAUUCAUCCGUCAGACAAUUUUAAAAAGGAAAAUUAUAAUCUAAAUGGAGGAGAUGAUCGAUUUCAUAGGAGACUUACUGUUGAAAAGAAUAAUUUAAUUUAUCCAGAGCAAGCAGUCUCUUUACUCGAAAGUCAUACUAAACAGGACAAUAAUCAAAAGUAUGUUGAUAAUUUGGCACAAAAUAUUACUGAGAGUGUAUCAGAACCAAGUCAUGCUGAACAUAGUAUAUUAGAAAUUGCUUGCAGGGAUAUUUUAGAGCUAAUUAUAAAUAUAGCAACUGAUGUUUUUGAUAAAAAUGCAUCAACUUGUGAUAUCAGUUCUCCUAGUAUUAAUUCUGAUACCAAAUCUCAAGAGAAUGCAGAUGUCCAAAAUACAGCAUCUUGUGUUUUGUUAAGUACUGAAAGCAAUGCACCUGUGUCUCAGAUGAAUGCAGAUGUCCAAGAUGUAACAUUUAGUAUAGUUAUUGAUAGCAGUACAUCUGAAUCUCAGCUGAAGGCAGAUGACCAAGAUAUAACUUCUAAUUCUUCAGUAAAUUCUGAUAGCAUUGCAUCCAUAUCUCUUUUGAGUACAGUUAAACCAGAUACCACACCUAGUAUUGAUAACAGCACAUCUGAUAUUAAACCUGUAGUUGAAGAUAAAUGUACAUUUAAUGUUUUUGGAUCACUUGGUGAAUCUCAUCAUUCCAGUUUUAAUACAGUGGAAGAAAAUUCUUUUCGUGAAAGAAGUAAGGUAAAAGAACAUGCAGAAAUAAGUAUUUCUCCUUCUGUAAAUUUGGAAAGUAAUGCAGCUAAAUCUCAGUAUGAUGAAAAUUCUACUUCUUGUUUGAUGGUUGAUUCAAAUGCUCAAAGUGAUCUACAGAGCUCUAAUUUGCUAUCCUGUGCAAAAGAGCCUUUGUCCACAGUAUUAACAAGCAGUGAACAUAAUAAGGGGCAGAAUUCUGUGAUAAAAGAAUCUGCCUUUGAAGGCAGUGCAAAUGUACUAAGCAGUGGGUUAGACAAUGCAUCUGUAAGUUCUGAAGUAUUUAAAUCUAGUGAUGAACAUAUAUCAGGUGAUAAGAUGAAGCUUCUUCAAAUGUCUGAAAUAAAAGAAGCCAUUAAUGAAAUAACUGCUGAAAAAGACAAGCCUGAAAAUUCCAUUGACUUUAAACCUGUUGGCGAGUUUUGUGCUUACUUGCAAAAUGCUGAGUCUCAAGAUUUUAAUGACCAGAAAUCUGCUAAUGAGCUGUCUUCUAAUUUACAAAAUGUGGAGCUUGAAGAUGCUGAUAACUAUAGAUCUACAGAUAAUCUGUCUGCUCAUUUGAAAAUUAAUGAAUCUGAAGUGUCAUUCUGCGAUUCUUCUGCAGAUUUAAAGGCUGCAUUAUCGGUUAGAAUUGAAAACCCUGUAAAGGAAUUUUCUAUCAAGCCAUGCACUGUUUUAGUGGAAGGUACGACAAAUAGUGGGCAUAUCACUGAUUCUAAAAUUCAAAGCUCUUGUUUAGAACUAUCUUCGGAAUCACCUUCAGACUUGGUAAAUAGUGAACUGCAACAAUCUGAAGCUCAAGAUUUGGAUAGUGGGAAAGACAGUGGCAGUGUAACAAAAGAUAAGAUCGAAGCUGGUCUUGAAAGCUUAGAAAUGAAUAUAUCUGCUAAGUAUGUGGAACCUAUGGAAGGUGUUGAAGAAUGUGUUUUACUUAAAAGUACUGUUGGUGAAGAGACUGCUGUAAAUAUCUCUGCAAAUAUAUCAGUAACUGACUUAGAAGUUAUGAAAUCUGAUUGUGAUUUUGUAAAUGCAGCAGAAGAUAAGGUAGGUAUAGAGCCUGCAAUUUCUAACAUUGAGAUGUCUGAAAAGAAACAACCAGUGAACAUACCAGUAAAUAUUGCAAUUUCUGGUUCUCAAAUUUCUGAAGCAGAAGAGUCAGCUAAUAAUUCUGAAAAUUCUGUGAUAAAUGAAUCAAUCACUCCAUCUGAAAAUUUAAACACCUGUGAUUUGCCUGCUGACUUCCCAUACUUACAAACAGGUAGCCUAGCUGCUAGAUCUCAAAAUUCUGAAGUGAUUGGUUCUUCUGCUGAAAAUUCUGGAAAUCUAAGUAACACUAAGUUGGAUAUUAAACCUCAGGAUUCUCACAUGCCAGAUAUUCAUUGUCAGGUUUCUAAAAUGAAAUCAUCUAUUGAUUCUAUGAAUGUAAAAACUGAUUUAGCUUUUGAAGUUCAAAUUACUAGUGUGGAUAAUCCAAGAAAUGAUUAUUUUGGCAGUAAAUCAGAUAUUAGUCUGGUGGUUUCUGAAGUAAGAGAGAUGGUUAUAAAAGGUAUGUCAAGUGUGGAAAAAGAUACCAGCUCCGAGAAUGUGAAUGUAGCGAAAUCUGCUAGUUCAAAAUGUGUAGGCUUUGAACAGACUGACUACCCUGAAGAUUUCAAACCCGAGCAAUCUGAAUGUUAUUCGAAUUUAACUUCUGAAGUUGAAUUUGUUAGUGUCACUCCAAGCAUAUGUGUAUCACCUGUACCGUCUUUGCAAAAAUUUGAUGUUGAUGACUCAUUUCAAAGUAAUUUGGAUGAUGAGCCUCCAGUCUUAUGUGAAGUUUCUACUGCAAGCAAGCCUGUGUCUGAUUACGGGGAAGCAACAGAAAUCAUCAAAGACAAGUGCGAGGUUUCUAAUUUAGUUUCACCGAAACCAUUCAUAACAGGAAAUGAAAAUAUUGAAAAUCAGAACAAUGAAAAUUUGUCUAUGAAAGAUGGUAAUUAUAGUCAUCUGCAAUCUCAUACCACUGAAGUUUCAAAAACUGAAAUUGAAGGUAAAGGAAACCAAUGUGCUAGAAACUGUGCAGAUGUGGAAGAACCCAAAAGGAAAAGUGAUUCGGAUACAGAUGAAUAUGAAGCUGAAGCUUAAUCUAUGUAUAGUGAGAUAAAUUAUGAGAGGGUGUAUGAAUCAGUGAAAGAGAAUGUGAAGCUAAAAUCUUUAUUCUGAAAGAAAAAUUGUUUAUUCCAAAACCUAUGAACUUUUCCUUAACUAGAACAGAUGUGUCAGCUUUAUAACAUUUAUUUGUACUUUGUAUCGUACUGUAAUAAAAGUUUUUUCCCCCAUCUAUUUUUA
This is a messenger RNA of Stegodyphus dumicola, 3435 nucleotides long. RefSeq lists its product as uncharacterized. The record is from RefSeq and is a predicted model, not a curated record. Gene Ontology annotation, cellular component: nucleoplasm. Gene Ontology annotation, molecular function: nucleic acid binding; zinc ion binding. Gene Ontology annotation, biological process: negative regulation of DNA-templated transcription; positive regulation of DNA-templated transcription. Lineage: Eukaryota; Metazoa; Arthropoda; Arachnida; Araneae; Eresidae.